Prunus avium (sweet cherry) is the source of this 1108-nucleotide messenger RNA. NCBI's taxonomy places the organism in Eukaryota, Viridiplantae, Streptophyta, Magnoliopsida, Rosales, Rosaceae. The record is from RefSeq and is a predicted model, not a curated record.
AUGGCAAGUUGGAUCAAUGGGAAGAAGCCUGCUCCGUCUCUAGAGUUCGAUGCCUAUGCCGAAUGUGAAGAAGAUAAUUGUCUGGUGCAGUCAUGGCUUCUCAAUUCCAUGACUAAACCAGUUCGUGUCUUGUUUGAACAUGGUGAUACUGCUUUUGAUAUAUGGGAGGCUGCUCGGAAGACCUAUACUCAAGAGAUUGAUUGUCUACGUCCGUAUGAGUUUAGCUGUUCUACUGAUAGGGCUCGUCGUCUGAAAAAGAUUGAAGCCGAUCGAGUUUAUGAUUUUCAUGGCGGACUUGAUCCACCGUAUGAUGGUGUCCGUAGCCGUAUUCUUGCUCUUAGUCCUGUCCCGCCUCCUCUCGAAGCCUAUGCUAUGGUUAUGGAGGAAGACACCCGUCAGUCCGCUAUGCUUGGAGGAGGAUCGCUGGCUCUUAAGGUUGACCCAGCUCGUCAACGACCGGUCGCCCAGCACGAAGCGACCGGUCGCUCUCCGUCCAGAAAAUUUGGUUCUUCUACUGGGUCUCGUCCUUCUGGCUCUACUCCUAGCUCUCUUGAAGGUCCGCCUAAAUGUCGCCAUUGUAAUGGGAAUCAUUACUUUGAGAAGUGUUUUAAGGAGCAUGGUUACCCUGAUUGGUUUGCUGACUACAAAGCUCGUAUGUAUGGCCCUAAGGCCACUUACACUGUGAUUCCUGAUGAGGCCCAUCCUCCGACUACAUCUGCAAAUUUGUGUGCUUCUGAUACUAUGCCAGGACUUUCGACUUUUUCUGGAGCAAAACAUAAUCAAAUGGAUGAAUUUUGGAGUAAUUCCAGUUGGACGACGUUCCUGAGUCACUUGGCUUGAUCGUAUCAAAAUUUCAGACUUUUCUAUCAAGCGGUUAUUUUCUGGCGAUAAAAUAAAGGAGCAGUGUGCAGUGCUGGAAAGUGAUGUUUUGGGCUUUUAUGGCGUUUUUGGAGCCCGAUAUGACCUCUGAUGGAUUCGUGGCCUUCUGGAGAAGUGUUCAGAACGUUUUUAUCUUUAAAACGAGCUGUACUGGGCCGGAUUUGGAGCAGAUUUGAGGCCAAAACGUGGCUGGGCAGAUUGGGGGCAGAUUCUCCUAGUCCAAUUUGGA